Molossus molossus (Pallas's mastiff bat) is the source of this 1404-nucleotide messenger RNA. RefSeq names its product transmembrane protein 40 (gene TMEM40). The coding region runs from base 24 to 857 and encodes 277 amino acids. The record is from RefSeq and is a predicted model, not a curated record. The transcript has 12 exons. Lineage: Eukaryota; Metazoa; Chordata; Mammalia; Chiroptera; Molossidae.
CGUGUGUGGCCCAGGGACACGUCAUGCCCCGCCCCUUCCCAUCACGGAGGUGUGGCAGGGCCUCUCCUGCAGUCCUCUUCCCCUGCCCAGCCUGGUAUCAGCACAGUCCACACACAGCUCGCCGUGUACCUGACAGGCCUCAGGACCACAGGAAGGCAAUGGAGACUUCAGGAUCCUCCUCCCUGACUCAAGACCAUAGUGAAGUCCACGGAAAUACAGAAGAUGUAGACUACAAAGAGACAAAUUCCCACAAGCAAGAUGGGAAGGCCGGACUCUUUUCUCAAGAAUAUAAGAGAGACAAGUCUUCCUCCUCCUCCUCUUCUUCCUCCUCCUCCUCCUCCUCUUCCUCCUCCUCCUCUGCCUCAGACAGCAGUGAUGAGGACAAGCACCCCAGAAAAACCAGAAAACGUCGGCAGAGCCAGGGGGCUAGACACCCCCACAGGGGCGGCUCACCAGGUGCUGAGCAUGGGGAGCCUUACCUUUUAAAGGAUGAACUUCAACUCUAUGGAGGUGCCCCUGGGGAGGUGGUGCCCUUUGGAGAAUCAGAACUCCGAAGGAGAGGCUCAAACUCAUCAACCGGAGAAAUAGAGGCCUCUCUGUUAAGAAGACUGAAUAUAAAGAAAGAUGAUGAGUUUUUCCACUUCGUCCUCCUCUGCUUUGCAAUCGGGGCCUUGCUGGUGUGUUAUCACUAUUACGCAGACUGGUUCAUGUCCCUUGGGGUUGGCCUGCUCACCUUCGCCUCCCUGGAGACCGUUGGCAUCUACUUUGGUCUAGUGUACCGGAUCCACAGUGUCCUGCGCGGCUUCAUCCCCCUCUUUCAGAAGCUCAGGCAGAUGGGGUUCAGGAAGACUGACUGAGGCCAGUGCCAGGCCGGCAGCCAGGCCAGGCCCCGGUAUGACCACUAUGGCAUCCCCUGAGCACAGAGUGACGUUCUGGGAGACACGUGAGCAGGCCAGGCUGGAGCAAUAGAGAGAGCCCCUUUCCUUCCAUAUUGUCUGAACAUUAGUACCAGCCCUGGCAGAGGUAUCAUCUUGGCAUGCAAUCCAGCUGCCAGGAUGGAAGGCAGAGGGAGGAUGCAGAAACUGAGCCCUUUGUGGUGCCUGGAUCAGCAAGAAGAUUCUGGGACAUCAGGAAGCAGUAGGAGACUCCUGGGCCCUGAAGCUGUCUGGAUUUCUGGUUUCUCUCAAAUCCCCAGGCUAUCCUGGUGUACUUUCAGUUCCUACAGAGCCAUCUCAGGACAGACAGACAGUCCACUGUCCUGAGACAGGAAACUACCAUGUCAGGUCCCUUGGAUGAACCCGAUGUGGGUGAGAUAUGGGGGACUAAACCACAGCAUCUGUGCUCCAUCACCUAGUGCCAGCUCUGCAGCCCUGGACUCUGUCAAAAUUCAAAUAAAUGUUUUCU